Messenger RNA from Akanthomyces muscarius, 2361 nucleotides. RefSeq lists its product as uncharacterized. The record is from RefSeq and is a predicted model, not a curated record. Lineage: Eukaryota; Fungi; Ascomycota; Sordariomycetes; Hypocreales; Cordycipitaceae. Bases 1 to 2361 code for a protein of 786 amino acids. Gene Ontology annotation, cellular component: nucleus. Gene Ontology annotation, molecular function: DNA binding; DNA-binding transcription factor activity, RNA polymerase II-specific; zinc ion binding. Gene Ontology annotation, biological process: regulation of DNA-templated transcription; DNA-templated transcription. The transcript is spliced from 4 exons.
AUGUCGGCAGACGCAGAGAGAGAAAAGGCAGCCAGGCGGCGCCGGGACAAGGUGCAGCUGUCGUGCCAUCUGUGUCGCAAGAGAAAACUGCGCUGCAAUCGCGUCCAGCCUUGCUCCAACUGCUCGUCCCGCGGCCUCGCCUCAUCGUGCACAUUCCCCGACAACAGCAACCCGCCGUCUGCGCCCGCCGGCACCGCCAAGGCUGCCAGCUUCCAAGAUCGCAUCAACCAUCUCGAGGGCCUCGUCGUGCAGCUCCUCCAGCAGGAUGCCCAACCUAACAAGCCUCCCCCGCUGUGCGCCAAGUGCUCUGCGCCUCUGGGCGGCGCGGGCGACGAUGACGGCCCUCGUCGCCCUCCUCCCGAGUCCGCGACCGCGACCGCGAACACGCCUGCCGCUGCAUCGACGCCUGCGACCACAGUCUCAUCGCCAUCGCGUGCGUCGCAUUCGCAUCCGCUCGACGUCGGCAAACUGCAGAUCGACAGCGCCAAGAGCGCCUACGUCAGCAGCCCGCACUGGAGCGCCGUGCUCAGCGGGCUGUCGGAGCUCAAGAGCUUCUGGCCAACGACGACCAUGGCAGCCGAAGACGAAGACGGCGAUGACGACGACUUCUUCCCCGGCGACCAAAGCGAUAACCAGUACUACAAGGCAGACCUGGACAGCCACGAGUCGUCGCCCAUGCAGGCCGCUGUGGCAACUCCGGGCAAGAGGCGCUUCCAGCUGCUGUUUGGCGGGCACAAGCAGCAGUCACUGGAUGAGAUUCUGCAGAUCAUGCCGCCGCGCGAGGUCGUGGACCGCCUGGUGCUGCUAUACUUUAACAAUAUGAUGCUACCGCUCGCUGUCAUCCACUCCGGGAGUUUCCUGGCACAGUAUGAGAAAUUCUGGAAAUCACCAUACGACGCGCCAAUACUAUGGAUCGCCAUGCUUCUCGGCAUCAUGAGCGUCGCCAGCCAGACCGAGGCCGCCUGGGCUCACUACGCUUCCAGAUCACAUCCGCCUUCCGGCCUCAGUCCAUCGACGACGAACGCGCAGUCAUCGUCACUUCCGCUCUCCUCGCCCUUUCCGCUCCAGACGCCCCCCUACGUCGACCAGAUCGUCGCGUGCCUCAUUCUCGGCGAAUACAGCAAGGGCGGCGCCUACGCCAUCGAGGCGCUCCUGCACUACCAGUUCAUCGAGGUGACGAGCUCCGCCGACGGGCACGCCGACGCCUGGCUGCUCUCGGGCAUCGUGACGCGCCUCGCCUACCGCAUGGGCUACCACCGCGACCCGUCGCACUUUGCCUCCCUCAGCCCCUUUCAGGGCGAGACGCGCCGCCGGCUGUGGAUCACCGUGCACGCCAUGGACACCAUGAUGUCGGCGCAGAUGGGCCUGCCGCGCCUCAUCAAGGCCGGGUCCGCCGACGUGCGCCUCCCGCGCAACCUGCACGACGCGGACCUCGACCCGGCCUGCGCGGCGCUGCCCCCCGAGCGGCCCUGGACCGACCUCACCCCGACGCUGCACCUCAUCGCCAAGCACCGCCUCUUUGUCGUCAUCGGCACCAUCACCGACGUCGGCAUGAGCGUCGAUGUCGCCGGGCCCGAGAACCCCGUCGCGCGCGAAAAGGAGCUCACGAGCCUCAUCCGCACCACCUACGACGAGCUGCCCGACCAGUGCAAGUUCCACAGCAUGCUGGGCUGCAUCGCCGACAAGGCCGCCGACAUUAUCCACCGCAUCGGCGCCAGCGCGCUGCUGCAAAAGGGCCUCAUCGCCAUCCACUGGCACCGCCUCAUGGCGAGCGACGCCGCCGAGGAGGCCGAGCAGCUGCGCGACGCCGCCGGCGAUAGGGCGCACGUCCGCCAGUCGUACGCCAUGUGCAUCCGCGCCGCGCUCAAGGUCCUCGGCUUCCAGUCCAUCGUCGAGAGCGAGUCCCGGCCCGGCGGCGGCCUGUUCCCGCAGCGCAUCCAGGCAUCGUCGGUGAUUAAGCACGAGUUUCUCAUGAGCACCGUCGUGCUGUGCCGGCACAUGUACCGCGUCGCUGCGGGCCCGUUUGGCUCGCCGCUGCUCGAAGUCGCUCUGGAGAAGAGCAGCAGCGACAGCGGGGACGAAGGUGAGGCGGCGCUUCCCGAGCCGCUCGAGGUCGAGGCGGCGCUGCGCCACUCGCACAGCAUCUGGCAGAGGGGAAGUUCCGUGUCGUCCGAGGCGAGGCGCAUCUCGUCCAUCCUCGACGCGCUGUUCAGGAAGCUCGGCACCAGCUCUCCCCGGCCCGGCGAGCCAGCCAUGCCGUCGGCAUCGCCGUUUGACGACAUCGACCCGGGGCUUGCCCUGCUCGACGAGUUUGGGCUUCUGCAUCAUUUACAGGAUAUGAACAACUGCUUCGACAUGUAA